AUAAUCCUAACUUAAGGGCGUUGGUUGGGGGUGUACUUUUGCUACAUACGCUAAUACUUAAACUGUAUCUAUCUAUCAUUUUGACCCUUUUCUUCUACAUUGGUUGAAACGGCGUUUACUGGUGGCGAUGUGGGAGUUUCAAGAAUGGAAAAAAAAGAAAAAGAUAAUGCAUAGCUGAUCUGAUAGUACAUAUAAGAAAUGUCCUUCAAGAGCAUUGUGCGUGAGCUGCGCGAGAUGAAAGAUGGGAUAGGGAAUAUAUCAAGGAGGAGGGGAGUGGAAGGAAGGAAUUGGCGCAACAGAACCCGGUCACAUAUAGCCCCAGAUGUGGCCCCUUUUGAACCAAGUGAAGAAGGGCAAUGGGCAAAUUUACCACCUGAGCUACUUUGGGAUAUAAUUCGUAGGGUUGAAGAGAGUGAGACAACUUGGCCUGCUCGAACUGUGGUUCUCUUUUGUGCAUGUGUUUGCAAGUCAUGGAGAGAAAUUACAAAAGAGAUUGUCAAGACUCCUGAGGAAUGUGGUAGACUUACCUUUCCCAUUUCACUGAAGCAGCCUGGUCCCCGUGAAGCCCCAGUCCAUUGCUUUAUCAAACGGAGCCGAGAUAAUUCAGUUUAUCUCCUCUACAUAGGCUUGACUCCAUCUGGGGAUGAGAGUGAUAAACUAUUGCUGGCUGCCAGAAGGAUCAGGAGGGCAACAAGCACAGAUUUUGUAAUUUCAUUGGUUGCAUAUGAUUUUUCUCGAGCGAGCAACACAUACCUUGGGAAAUUGAGGUCUAACUUUCUUGGGACGAAGUUCACCUUAUAUGAUAGCCAACCUCCGAAUGAUGCAUCUAUUCAAGAAAGUAGUCAACAUAAUAGGAGAUUCCGUGCAAAGCAGGUAUCUCCAACAGUACCUGCAUGCAACUACAGUAUUGCCAAUAUCUCCUAUGAACUCAAUAUUCUCCGUUCAAGAGGACCUAGGAGAAUGCUUUGUGCCAUGCAUUCUAUUCCUUUCUCUUCUAUCCAAGAGGGAGGCACUGCUCCAACACCAACAUCGUUUCCCCAGUCUUUUGGUGAGAAGACAUCUCCAUCAGUUUCAGAUGUAAAAGAGACAGCUAAUGAUGUCGGCCCUCGAGAAUCACUUGUGCUAAAAAACAAGGCUCCUAGGUGGCAUGAACAAUUGCAGUGCUGGUGCCUAAAUUUUAAAGGUCGUGUUACAGUGGCUUCUGUAAAGAAUUUCCAGCUAGUGGCAGCGGUUGAUCCUUCUCACAAUAUACCUGCCGACGAACAAGAGAAAGUAAUUAUACAGUUUGGAAAAAUUGGAAAAGAUAUAUUCACCAUGGAUUACCGCUAUCCACUUUCUGCCUUUCAAGCCUUUGCAAUCUGCUUGAGCAGCUUUGACACGAAACCAGCCUGUGAAUGAUUUCAUGCAGAUUCUAUUUCUUCCCAAAAGUGCCUCUCUACCCCACAAGAGAUAGGGGUAAGAUCUGUGUACACCCCACCAUCCCCAGACCUUACUUGUGGGAUCACACUAGGUAUGUUGUUGUUGUUGUUCUGAUUUAGUGUUUUCCAUUUUCAGCUAUAUUUAUAAAUAAAUUAGGAUUUUCGUAGUGCAAUGUGCAGCUUCUCUAAAAGUAACUGUCUAGAUAGAAGCACCUGUAUCAAUUUGUAUUUGCAAAGUAUAUUUAUCAUGUUA
Messenger RNA from Lycium ferocissimum, 1671 nucleotides. RefSeq names its product tubby-like F-box protein 5. Bases 199 to 1398 code for a protein of 399 amino acids. NCBI's taxonomy places the organism in Eukaryota, Viridiplantae, Streptophyta, Magnoliopsida, Solanales, Solanaceae. The record is from RefSeq and is a predicted model, not a curated record. The transcript is spliced from 5 exons. Gene Ontology annotation, molecular function: protein binding.